Molecule: messenger RNA, 793 nt
Organism: Cercopithifilaria johnstoni
Lineage: Eukaryota; Metazoa; Nematoda; Chromadorea; Rhabditida; Onchocercidae
Source: the annotation of a GenBank genome assembly
AUAUGAUGAUAUCAAAUUGGAAGAUAAAACAAGAGUUAAGUUAAAAAAGACAUCUAAUAGUAAUGAUGAUUAUAUUCAUGCAUCUUAUGUUACUGUAUCAAACGAUCUCACAUAUAUAUGUGCUCAAGGACCGUUACCAAAUACGGUACAGGAUUUCUGGAUAAUGGCUAUACAAGAAGAAACGAAUGUAAUUCUUCAAUUAUGUCAAAAUAAAGAGGAUGAACAUGAACAAUGUUCCGAAUAUUUACCGAAUGAAAGUACUGGAUGGAAAGAAUAUGGUGCAGUUCGAGUUCGUAUCACAGAACCAACUUCUGGUAUCGUUACACUUAGAAAAGUGACACGGACGAAAAUUGAAGCCUCAUAUUCUAAUAAAACACAAGAGGUAACGCAUAUCGCUUACACAGGAUGGCCAGAUCAUUCUGUUCCUGAUUCACCUGUUACUUGUUGCGAAAUUUAUACCUUGUUACAUAAAUAUUACGGGAAAAAGCCUAUAAUCGUUCAUUGCAGCGCUGGUGUUGGAAGGACAGGAACUUUUGUUGCCGUUGAAAUGAUAAUGGAGAAAUUGCGCAGAAAUGAAACUUGUAUUGUUGUCGAUGUGACAAGGAAACUUCGAGAACAACGCUUGCAUGCUGUACAAAACGAUUUGCAAUAUCUAUUCAUUUAUCGCUUGGUGAUUGAACUACUAGUUGAAGAAGGUUUGUUAUCACGAGAUCAGCAAGUAAUAGAUUUCCUCAAAGAAUAUGAUAGUUUGAUUGCACGUAAAAAAAGGGAACGAAUGUUAAAGGACAAUUAA